Messenger RNA from Papaver somniferum (opium poppy), 4326 nucleotides. RefSeq names its product LRR receptor-like serine/threonine-protein kinase FLS2. NCBI's taxonomy places the organism in Eukaryota, Viridiplantae, Streptophyta, Magnoliopsida, Ranunculales, Papaveraceae. Gene Ontology annotation, molecular function: protein kinase activity; protein binding; ATP binding. Gene Ontology annotation, biological process: protein phosphorylation; hormone-mediated signaling pathway. The transcript has 5 exons. Gene Ontology annotation, cellular component: plasma membrane. Bases 821 to 4177 code for a protein of 1118 amino acids. The record is from RefSeq and is a predicted model, not a curated record.
ACCAUCACCACCAUCACCCCCACCGCUAUUCAUCACCAGCAUCCAUCACCCCCUCCACCACCAGCAACACCAGGAUAAAUUAUGAUCAUUUGAUGAUUGGGUCAUGUAUUUACAUAAAUUAUGUGAGAUGAAUAUUAUCAGAAUCAAAAUUUCCUCUAGUGAAUCAAAUCAGAAUACAAAAUUUAUUUGGAUGGAUCAAACUAAAAUUAUGUCCCCCACACACAAAAAAAGGUUCCAAUCAUCUCCAUUGUCAAAGAAUACGAAUGUGAUUCGGUUCUUUAUCAAUUUCAGUUCAUCAUCAAACGUAGCCGUGAUCUAAUUUUGUGUGUCUGAAUUGAAGGAUGCUAUAUGUGAUUAGUUAUGAGUACAGAGUUUACAGACCAAACAGAUGUUAUUUGGAUCAGUUAUAUGAGACCAUUUAAAGAGAUCAAGGAUUAAUUAGGGGGUGGGAUGUGGAAGGCAGUGUGGAGGUCUAUGAGCGAUGUAGUUAGGAUCUAUUGGUGGCCUUCAUUUCUCAGAUCAAAUAUCAUUGUUCAUUAGGUGAACAGUUUAUCUACAUUUUAAGAAUGUAAAGAUGCUUGCGCUCACAUUAUCCUCGAUGCAUAUAUACAAUAUACAUCUUAGUUUCCUAUGUGCAGGAAGAAGUUGGGCGAAUUAUUGGUCGCUUUUUGACAUAUGGCAAUGAAUACCACUGCAUGCUGUAUGGAAAUUGUGCCCUCAACACUGAGCUCCUACGUAGACAACUUUUGAAGAUGAGAAUGAGCUUGAAAAUAACGGACAAGCGGACGUGCCUGAUGAGAAUCGCCAAGAGGACACAACUAUGCAGGGAGAUGAGAUUCAAGCUUUGAAAGCAUUCAAAGGUGCAAUCAGACAUGACCCGUUGGGUGUUCUAUCUAACUGGACUGAUGACAAACUUCAUUGUUAUUGGUCUGGUAUUGUUUGCGAUGAUGCAACUAACCGUGUUGUUUCGAUUACUCUUUAUGAAAGUGAGCUCCAAGGAGAAAUUACUCCGUUCCUUGGGAACUUAUCGAGUUUGCAAGUUCUUGAUUUGUCUACGAAUUCGUUCAACGGCUCAAUUCCUUCUCAGUUAGGGAACUGCCUGGAGCUUACUGGGUUAGGACUUGCCGAGAAUUUAUUGUCAGGGGUUAUUCCUGUGGAGUUGGGUAAACUAAAGAAUCUUCAAAUUCUAGGAAUCGCAACCAACCGUUUGGAAGGAAGCAUUCCUGAUAGCAUGUGCAGCUGCACAGCCUUGAUUGGGCUUAUCUUAUACGAGAACAAACUCACCGGUAUGAUCCCUUCUUGCAUUGGUAAUUUGGUCAAUCUUCAAGUUCUUAAGCUUUUUAACAAUUCUCUGGUUGGUUCAAUACCUGUUUCUAUUGGGAAGUUGGGACUUCUGCAAGGUUUAUAUUUGAAUGAAAACCAGUUAUCAGGAGUGAUACCUUCAGAAAUCGGAAAUUUGUCAGAGUUACUGCAGCUUGAUAUUUUUGGUAACCAAUUUGAGGGAAGAAUACCCCCUGAAUUAGGCAAUUGUCAGAAACUUGUGGGUUUAAAAAUGUAUACUAAUCGUUUAACGGGAAGUAUACCUCCUACUUUGUCCAAUCUUACUUCAUUAGUAAACUUAACUAUAUCAGAAAAUCAGCUCACCGGAGAAAUACCUUUUCAACUUGGCUACCUCACAUCAUUACAGUCCCUGAGGUUGCACUUGAACAAUUUAACCGGUAGUAUUCCGUCGUCUCUGACAAACUUGAAAAAUUUAACGUAUCUGUCUUUGAGCCAGAAUGCGUUGAGCGGAAAAAUCCCGUCAGAUAUUGGCUCGCUUUAUAAACUGGAAUCACUGUUUCUUAACAGCAAUCUCCUGAGUGGUUCCAUACCAUCCAGCAUCUCUAACUGUUCACUUCUUCUCCGAAUAAGCUUAGCUGUGAAUAGAUUAACUGGGCCCAUUCCUUCCGUUAUGGGGAAUAUGCAGAAUCUCUCCUUCUUAUCCGUCAAUAACAACAAAAUGUCUGGUGAAAUUCCUGAAGACAUAUUUAACUGCACAAAUCUUGUAACUUUGUCAUUGGCAGUAAAUCGUUUUACUGGGUCAUUGUCAUCGAGCAUUGGCAAACUCUCUAAACUCAACAUUCUGCAAAUCCAUACAAAUUCUUUAUCUGGACCGAUUCCUCCAGAAAUUGGGAAGUUAACCCAAUUGCUUUCUCUUGAAUUAGGCAGAAAUCACUUUUCAGGUACGAUACCUUCUGCGUUAUCGAAGCUUUCAUUCCUUCAAGGGCUCUCCUUACCUGAGAACAUUCUAGAAGGCACAAUCCCAGCAGAGAUAUUUGAACUUAAAAAUCUUGCUGAACUGAAGUUGCAGAAAAAUAGAUUCGGUGGUCCUAUUCCGGACUUGUUUUCUAAACUGGAUAAGCUUACUUACUUGGAUUUGCACGGCAAUAACUUUCAAGGGUCCAUACCAAGAAGCUUACGCUUUCUUAACAGACUUUCAGUACUGGAUCUUUCUCGCAAUAACCUCACAGGAGCUAUCCCUGGAAAUGUGGUUAAUGGUAUGAAAGAGUUGCAGAUACUCGUAAACUUUUCAGGCAAUUUCUUGUCAGGGAGGAUCCCAGAAGAGCUCGGUGAGUUGGAAAUGGUGCAGGCCAUUGAUUUGUCUAGCAAUAAUCUGUCAGGAAGCAUUCCUGUGACACUUGGAGGCUGCAAGAACUUGUUACUGCUUGACAUUUCGGGAAACACCCUUACUGGUAAAAUUCCUGACAAGAUUUUUUCCCAAAUGUACUCUUUAUUGAGCUUGAAUCUUUCAAGGAACACAUUGAAUGGUACGCUCGAGGAAAAGUUUACAAAUCUGAAACACAUCAGCAGCCUUGAUCUAUCUGUAAACAAUUUUAGCGGCGCCGUCCCUGAGAGUUUUACAAACCUUUUCACCCUUAAACAUCUCAACCUUUCAUUUAAUCAGUUUGAAGGACCUGUUCCAACAAAAGGAAUAUUCAGAACUAUUGGUUUAUCUAGCUUGGAAGGUAACCCGUCACUUUGUGGAACCAAAUUUCUGAAUUCAUGCAUCAGCGAAAGCCACUCAAAUUCUCGUAGCCGGUUAUCCAAGAAGUCUAUCUUGAUUCUAGGCGUUCUUGGAACUGUAAUUGUACUUCUUCUCAUGGUUCUUAUUGUUGUAAUUUUCCUUCGGCAUGCUAGGAAAAAAGAUCCAAAAGGUGAUGUGGAUUCAGAAAGACAAUACUCUAUAACUCCUGCUUCACUGAAGAGAUUUGAAAGAAAAGAAAUAGAAUCAGCAACAGACUUCUUCAACGAAGGAAAUGUGCUUGGCUUAAGCAGUUUGAGUACUGUUUACAAGGGUAGAUUGGAAAGCGAAACACUUGUAGCAGUAAAGAAGUUGAAUUUAGAUCAGUUCCCCGAGGAAUCAAACAAGUCUUUUGACAGAGAAUUGAAGACCUUGAGCCAUUUGAGGCACAAAAAUCUGGUUAAGAUACUUGGUUUUGCAUGGGAGAGCGGGAAACUGAAGGUUUUGGUUCUGCGGUACAUGGAAAAUGGAAACUUGGAGAGCGUUAUCCAUGGUAAUUGCACAGACAAGUCAAGGUGGACAUUUGAUGAGCGGCUGAAAGUGUGUAUUUCUGUUGCCAAUGCAAUGGCUUACUUGCACUCUGGUUAUGGCGACCCAAUUGUGCACUGCGAUCUCAAACCGUCAAAUAUUCUUUUUGAUGAACACUGGGAAGCUCAUGUUAGCGAUUUUGGAACAGCUCGAAUUCUAGGUGUUCAUCUCGAUAAUGAAAGUGGGAUUUCCUUGUCAUCUGCAUUUCAAGGCACAGUUGGGUAUUUGGCACCAGAGUUUGCGUAUAUGAGGAAGAUUACGACUAAGGCAGACGUUUUCAGUUAUGGGGUAUUAUUGAUGGAGUUGUUAACUGCGAAAAGACCAACAGGGACUAUAGAAGAGAAUGGAUUUCCGAUUACUCUGCGGCUGUUAGUGGAGAGAGCUCUAACAAAUGGAGGUGAUGGAAUUCUUAAAAUAGUGGAUCAUGAUAUGAGCUUAUCAUCCAAAGGAGGGGAAGAGAAACUAAUAUUGUUGCUUGAACUAGCUAUCUCUUGUACCUGUCCUUCCCCUGAAGAUCGGCCUGAGAUGAAUCAGGUUUUGUCAAUGCUUGUAAAGAUAAGUGAAGGUAAUAAUGGACCCAAGACAUAGAUGUAAAUUCAAAUAAUGUAGUAUGAACUAAUCAAAAUGGAGAAAAACAGGGGGACUAGAGAGUGAAUUUGGAAGGGGCUUGAAACUGAUAAGCUUGAUUUUUUUUUCUGUUCACCGGAUUUAAAGCCUACUUUUUAGGAAUAUUUUUC